UUCAUUACAAUGUCAUGCAGAUCGGAUUUCAUCGUCAUCAUCAUAACUCUGAUUGUCAUUAACGGUCAACCUCCCCAGGACAGUAAAUUCUGCUUCCAAGGAAUCACGAGGAAGCCAGCAGAUUGCUGUCCUCUACCUCCGUUAAUACAGAAGGAUAUUGUGGACGAAUGCCGAGAAAAACAUCCGACCAAAUUUGCGCCGGGAUCGAAGCGAACGGAAGGAUCGUGCAUUGCCGAGUGUGUUCUCCGGAAGAUCAACGCAUUCGAUGCAGGCAGUAACACCCUAGAUAAGGAGAAAAUCGGAAAGGCAAUACUGGAAACAGCCGGCAACGACGAGGACUUCAUGCCAAUGUUGAACAAAAUAGUUGACAUUUGCAUUCUGAGUGUCUCCCAAAAUCCCAUCUUUUUAACGCAUCCAAAUUCGUCAGUUCCGGGGCGCGCCGGAUGUAGCUUCGUGCCCCAAGCACUGAUAAACUGCAUAAAAACGGAAAUGUUCACGAAUUGUCCUUCCAGCCGCUGGUUUGAUGCGUCAGAAUGUGGUCAGUUAAAACAAAAACUACUGGCGGGAUGUUCGUUUGCAUCGGUUAUUGGAUGAAAGUUUCAAUGAAUGUUUCGGGAGGAAUUACCAAAAUAAAAAAAUUGGAAGCAAUGCUAUCGGUUUUAGAAUA
This is a messenger RNA of Malaya genurostris, 667 nucleotides long. Its product is annotated as general odorant-binding protein 67-like. Bases 10 to 594 code for a protein of 194 amino acids. NCBI's taxonomy places the organism in Eukaryota, Metazoa, Arthropoda, Insecta, Diptera, Culicidae. Gene Ontology annotation, molecular function: odorant binding. The record is from RefSeq and is a predicted model, not a curated record. The transcript is spliced from 4 exons.